This is a messenger RNA of Sus scrofa (pig), 2916 nucleotides long. The record is from RefSeq and is a predicted model, not a curated record. NCBI's taxonomy places the organism in Eukaryota, Metazoa, Chordata, Mammalia, Artiodactyla, Suidae.
GGUUGCCAGCUGUCGCUCAGAUUAGACCCCUAACCUGGGAACCUCCAUACGCCGCGGGUGCAGCCCUAAAAAGACAAAAAUAAAUAAAUAAAUAAAAAAAAUCACACUUUUUAACCUUCAAUGACUUAUUUUUAUCUAGUCAAAAAAGUGUGAGGCAGUGUCCAAGAAUGAUUUCAAAGUUGUGACGCAGAGGAGAGACUUUAAAAAAAACUAUUCUGAAUUAAUAAAUACCCAUCCAUGAACAUUGUUGCAUUAAUUCACAGUUUCUUAAAAUUUAUUUUUAAGUGAUAAUCAGAUAUGUAUUAGUUGAAGAAAUAAAAAUGGGAGGACUUUGAAAGAUAAAAUAACUUUCUGCACAAUCAGUUACUGCGCUUCAGUGUGGUGCAGUAACUUAGUAAGGACUCUGAGCGCCGCUGUUCACCAACCAGGGGAAAAUGGUUCAAAAGAUCCGUCAGAACCACUGAGCUUUUACAGCACAAAGAAACGCCAGAUUGAAACAAACUCUUCCAAGCUGCAAUAAACUCGGGCUCUAUACUCCUGGAUUCUGGGCUCCUUUUCCGAAUACCGAGCGCUCCACGCAGACAUACGGGCGUCCAGAAGCGCGACAGGAAGAGGCCAGUGUCUAGAGACCAGCAGGACAAGAAUGGCGGCUCCGCAGAGGGCUGGGGACUGCAGGGGACUCCUCCUGCUCUCCAUCCUCCUGGGCGCCCAGAGCAGAGUUUGGGCAGGACGCAUUCUCUACUCCGUGCCGGAGGAGACAGACCCUGGGUCUUUUGUGGGUAAUGUCGCCAAGGAUCUGGGGCUGGAGCCCCGCGAGCUGGGGGAGCGCGGAGUCCGCAUCGUCUCCAAAGGUAGGACGCAGCUUUUUGCUCAACCGCGAAGCGGCAGCCUGGUCACCGCGGGCCGCAUAGACCGGGAGGAGCUCUGCGCCCAGAGCGCGCGGUGCCUGGUGAACUUUAACAUCCUGAUGGAAGAUAAAAUGAAUCUUUAUCCUAUAGAAGUGGAAAUAAUGGAUGUUAAUGACAACGCUCCUAAAUUCUUGACAGAAGAAAUGGAUGUGAAAAUAAUGGAGAAUACAGCUCCUGGGGUGCGAUUUCCAUUAAAUGAGGCUAGGGAUCUAGAUGUGGGCACGAACUCUCUCCAGAGCUACCGUCUCAACCCCAAUCACCACUUCUCCCUGGUCGUGCAAACUGGAGACGAUGGAACUAAAUAUCCGGAAUUAGUACUGGAGCGGGCGCUGGACCGGGAGGAAGUGGCAGCUCACCACCUCCUCCUCACAGCCUCUGACGGCGGCGACCCGCCCCGAUCUGGGACAGCCCGUGUCCAAGUAACAGUGGUGGACGUGAAUGAUCACGCACCAAUCUUCUCUUCACCCCAGUACCAAGUAACUGUCCCUGAGAACGUGCCAGUGGGCACAAGACUGCUCACGGUAAACGCUGUCGACCUGGAUGAGGGAGUCAAUGGGGAAGUGACAUAUUCUUUUCGGAAAAAAACUCCAAAAAUUCUACAGAUAUUCCAGCUGAACUCCCACACUGGAGAACUGUCAACUUUAGAUGGCCUAGAUUAUGAAGACUCUAGCUACUAUGAAAUGGAAGUUCAAGCUCAGGAUGGUCCUGGUAGUAUGACCAGGGCUAAAGUCCUGGUCACAAUUUUAGAUGUGAAUGACCAUGCCCCAGAAGUGACGCUAACAUCUGUGAGCAGCUCGAUUCCUGAAGACACUCCUCCCGGAACAGUGAUUGCUCUUUUCUAUCUUCAAGACCGAGAUUCAGGGAAGAAUGGCCAGGUGACCUGCACUAUUUCAGAAGAUCUGCCUUUUAAAUUAGAAAGAUCAAUAGACAAUUACUACAGAUUGAUGACAGCAAAAAACUUAGACCGGGAAAAUUUCUCUGUGUAUAACAUCACACUGAAAGCCACAGAUGGUGGAAGCCCACCUUUAUCCACGGAAACUCACGUUUCCACUGUGGCAGACACCAACGACAACCCACCUACCUUCCUCCACUCCUCCUACUCUGUCUAUGUCCCUGAGAACAACCCCAGAGGUACCUCCAUAUUCUCCGUGACUGCAUAUGACCCUGACAGCAAUGAGAACGCCCGAGUCGUGUACUCCUUGUCUGAAGACACUCUCCAGGGACCGUCUGUAUCCUCCUAUGUCUCCAUCAACUCUGACACUGGGGUCCUAUAUGUAUUACACUCCUUCGACUAUGAGCAGUUUCGUGACCUGCAGUUGAGAGUGAUUGCGAGUGACAGUGGGGACCCACCCCUCAGCAGCAAUGUGUCUCUGAGCAUAUUUGUGCUGGAUCAGAAUGACAACACGCCUGAAAUCCUGUACCCCGCCCUCCCCACGGAUGGCUCCACGGGUGUAGAGCUGGCACCCCGCUCCGCAGAGCCCGGCUACCUGGUGACCAAGGUGGUGGCGGUGGACAGAGACUCGGGCCAGAACGCCUGGCUGUCCUACCUGCUCAAGGCCAGCGAGCCCGGGCUCUUCGCGGUGGGGCUGCACACGGGCGAGGUGCGCACAGCGCGGGCCCUGCUGGACAGAGACGCCCUCAAGCAGAGCCUGGUGGUGGCGGUCCAGGACCACGGCCAGCCCCCCCUCUCGGCCACCGUCACGCUCACCGUGGCCGUGGCAGACAGCAUCCCCGACGUCCUGGCUGACCUGGAUAACCUCGAAUCUCCUGCCACCCCGAUGACUCAGGCCUCACGCUGUACCUGGUGGUGGCGGUGGCCGCGGUCUCCUGUGUCUUCCUGGCCUUUGUCAUCGUGCUGCUGGCGCUCAGGCUGAGGCGCUGGCACCUGUCGCGUGUGCUGCAGGCGUCAGGAGGCGGACUGGGUGGCGUGCCCGCGUCCCACUUCGUGGGCGUGGACGGGGUGCGGGCUUUCCUGCAGACCUAUUCGCACGAGGUGUCGCUCACCGCG